Molecule: messenger RNA, 2135 nt
Organism: Phyllostomus hastatus (greater spear-nosed bat)
Lineage: Eukaryota; Metazoa; Chordata; Mammalia; Chiroptera; Phyllostomidae
Gene: FCF1
Product: FCF1 rRNA-processing protein
Exons: 8
Coding region: 216-776 (186 amino acids)
Cellular component (GO): small-subunit processome; nucleolus
Source: RefSeq, a predicted model, not a curated record
UUGGAGAAGGACCUUUAUCAGACUAUAUUUUGGGCCAAAAUUCGGAGAGUCAGCCCCUGGCCAGAUUUCCUCCACACUUCCUUAUUUUCAUUCCAAUCCUAACUGUUGAAGUGCUCCAGGCGGGCCCCGUUACGCUCUAGCGAGUAGGCACAGGGCUGGGUUAGGACUGAAAGGAUCCGGAGGGGAAGCAAAAGAAAACAAGGAAAUAUGCGACCAUGAAGCGAAUGCUUAGUCUGAGAGAUCAGAGGCUUAAAGAAAAGGAUAGGUUAAAACCUAAAAAGAAAGAAAAGAAAGAUCCUAGUGCACUCAAGGAGAGAGAAGUUCCCCAAUACUCUUCCUGCUUAUUCUUCCAAUAUAACACACAGCUGGGCCCACCUUACCACAUCCUGGUUGAUACCAACUUUAUCAACUUUUCCAUCAAGGCUAAAUUGGACUUAGUGCAGUCAAUGAUGGACUGUCUCUAUGCCAAGUGUAUACCCUGUAUAACUGACUGUGUGAUGGCUGAAAUUGAGAAAUUGGGGCAGAAGUAUCGAGUGGCUCUAAGGAUCGCCAAGGAUCCAAGAUUUGAACGAUUACCAUGCACGCACAAAGGAACCUAUGCAGACGACUGCUUAGUCCAGAGAGUAACUCAGCACAAGUGUUACAUUGUGGCCACAGUUGACCGGGACCUUAAACGAAGAAUCAGGAAGAUCCCUGGAGUUCCCAUCAUGUACAUUUCUAAUCAUAGGUACAACAUUGAGCGGAUGCCAGAUGAUUAUGGAGCCCCUCGGUUCUAAUGCUGAAAGGAUGGAGUUCCUCUGCCUUCCUUCAACUAACUUUCUCUGUUGCCAGUUUGUUAAACAUGCUACAGAGCGACUUGUUAUUGCUCCACUCACCCACUUGCUCUGUUAUGUGCUAAGUAUGAUUAAAUACACUCACUUUUUCAUGUUGCUUUAAAAAUGAUGUUUUCUAUCAUUUUAAUAUUUGUUACAUCUUUUUAUAAAUCCGAUGAUUGCUCACAGCUUUGAUGGUUGUUAUUUUAUAUUGAUUUACUCAACAAAUAUUUAUUAAGGUUGUACUCGGUACAUAAUAAGAUACGAUCCUGCCCUCAAGAUACUCAUAUUACAGUGGGAAAGAGAACCAUGUGAAUGAAUAAAUGCAAUAAAAUACCAGUGCUAGAGUACAAGUACGAGGGAAUAGACACAUGAGAGGAAGGAAUGAUUUCUUUCUACUCGAUUGGGAUAGGGAGGGAGGAAAGGCUCGAGGUGUGGUGUUUGAAUUAAUCUUUAAAAAUAAAUAGAAAUAAACAGGUGCUUGCCCAGUAAAUGAUGUGAAGAAAAUGAGGCACAGGAGACAUGAACAAAAGCACGGACUCAGAUGUUACAUGGAAUGAGUGUGUUUUGCUGUGCAGCAACUGCCAGAAGAUUUUUAUAACUAGAACACAGUGGGGAGUUGUCUGUGCCCGCAUCUGAGACUCCAGAGGUGUGAGGAGGGGGUACAGGCGACGUACGUGACUUGCUAACGGGUUUGGACUUGAUCUUGAGGUCAACGGGGAGUUACUAAAAUUUUAAUUAGGGCACAUAACAUGAUCAGAAUAGCUGUUUUCAGUGAUCACAAGGUAGUGCAGGAAUAGACACAUCACUGAAACAAUAGAAAGUCCGUAAAUCCCUGUAUAUUUUUGUCAGUUUGGUGUAUUUUAAAGGUUGUAUUUCAAACCCACAGAAAAAGAAGAUUGUAUGAGAAGGCCAAAUAGUGUGGAGUCAUUCUACCAGGGUUAGAAUCCUGAUUUUACCAGUUAAAAUCUAUAGAAAUUGGGCAAACUACAUAACCAUUUGGUGCCUUCCUUGCUAUCUCUUAAAAAUAUUUUGAAAAACAUGGUUUUGUUUAAUCCUCAAAACAAUCCAGAUGAGAUGGGAUUAAAUUGAACAAAAUAAGAGUUGUUCAAUAAAUGUUAGUUAUGUUAUAAAUACAAGUUGACUAUUCAUUUGAAAAAACUUUGGAUUUCUACUCUGUAUCCUUUAUGUGAAUACAUUUCAACUGUUCAAAUAACAACUUUUUUUUUAAGCUAUGGAAGUAUUAGGAAAACACAUGAAAAAUAUGUGUAACCUUUGCAUAGAAUUCUCAAAUAAAAUGAAUGUAAAAACCAUUAAAGAAAA